Molecule: messenger RNA, 404 nt
Organism: Cylicocyclus nassatus
Lineage: Eukaryota; Metazoa; Nematoda; Chromadorea; Rhabditida; Strongylidae
Source: the annotation of a GenBank genome assembly
AGUACCGAAGCAGCAGCGCUAUAAAAGACCCAAUCAGACGGAAGGGUUGCAUCAUGAAGCUCAUUCUCCUGCUACUUGCAUUUCUCCACCUAAGUAGUGUUAAAAGCGCAAGGAAAACUGCUGCUGAAAAAGCUGCUGAAAAUAGGCGCUUUUGCUCCGAAGGUUGUCCAUACCUAAUGAGCUUCGAUAAAAAUCCAGAUGCUAAGAUUGACUUAAAGGAAGUGAUAAGAAAGUGCCGAGGAAAGAACCCCGAAGCACCGUUCGUAGUCUGUGAAGAAUUCGAUGUUCGAUGCUGCAAGUCUCUGGGAUUGGAGAAGCUCACAUGGAAGGAAUAUUGCGAACAAAGAUGCAAGUAACUGUUUCUGUCGCGUAACAAGCCUUAGGCAUAAAUAAAAUGAUGCAGA